UUGUUAACGUGCAGAACACUGACAACAAGUGUUUACUGUAAGUAUAGCAGUGGGGUUUCAGUGUGGUGAUACGGUGUAUGGAUUGAACUGUAUGCCGCCUGUCCAUGUCUUAUGUCAUCCGUACUUUAGAUGGUCAAUACUGGCUGCUAAAUUUUCGGCAGACAAGUCUCAUCCAUGUCGUCAAUCGUCGUACGCAGAACAUGCGGAUACUGUGGAUGUGAGCGGCAUCGAGUUUCCAGCAAAACUGGAAGACAUACCAGUCAUCGAAAGACUGAACGACGGUCUUUACAUCAACGUCUUCGGAUAUGAAGAGAAAGUCAUAUAUCCGUUAAGAAUUUCUCAGCAACCGCAGACCGCCAUCAAUAUAUUGCUCAUCCAAGACGAACGCAAUGACGUGGAGGUGCAGCACUGGGUGUGGAUAAAGUCAUUCAGUCGUCUUGUUGCUACUGGAGCACGUCGAGCACAUUUUGUCUGCUUCAGAUGUCUCUCAACACACGUCACGGAGAAGGCAUUGAAUAAUCAUAUGAUGUACUGCAGUGAACAUCCUGAAGCUACGGUGGAGAUGCCAAAGGCUGGUGAUAGAGUGAUGUUCAGGAAUGUGAACAAGCAGCUUCAAGCCCCAUUUGUGAUCUAUGCCGAUUGUGAGGCCUUCAUAGAACCUCUGUCCGCUGUCAAGAAAAUCGGUCAUUCGACAUUCCAAAAGAACAAGCAUGUAGCCUGUUCCUGUUCGUACAUUGUAGUACGAUCUGAUGGCGUCGUCACGAACCGUUUCUUCUACCGUGGAGAAGAUUCUAUGUUCUGUUUUCUGCUGUCACUUGAGCAAGAGGAGGAGACUAUCCGUGAUGAGCUUCUAGCAUGUAAUGCUGGUCAAAUGAUCAUUUCAGAAAGUCAGCAACGUGAAUUUGAAACGGUAGUCUCCUGUUGGAUCUGUGGUGAAGCGUUGGGUAGCGAUCGUGUACGUGACCACUGUCACAUCACCGGUGCUUACCGUGGUGCAGCACACAACCAUUGUAACCUGAACAUGCGGAUUGAGCCGUUCAAGAUCAAGAUUCCUGUGAUCUUUCAUAACUUGAAGGGAUACGAUUCUCAUCACAUCAUAUCUGCCAUUGGGAGAACAUCCACUGAUGAGAUUACGUAUGUGAACGAGAAAGGACAAGAACGGACCAAGCGUCUCGGUGCUAUCAAAGUGAUUCCCAUCAACAGUGAAAAAUAUGUCACAUUCGGAUGGAGACAGUUCCAGUUCAUCGACAGCCUGGCAUUCUUGAACACCUCCCUAGACCGGUUGGUUUCGGCCACACCACCAGAUGCAUUCGCCCUUCUAUCCGCACGAUUUCCAGACGAGGAUGAACGCAAACUGUUGACACGAAAGGGUGUCUACCCGUAUGAAUAUAUGGGGUCGUACGACCAAUUCGAAGAAACGCGUCUACCACCCAAGGAUGCAUGCCACUCAACGCUAACGAACACGGGUAUCAGUGAUGAAGACUAUGCCUAUGCGCAAACAGUAUGGACUGCGUUUGACUGUGAAGAUCUAGGAGACUAUCACGACCUCUACCUGGAGACUGAUGUGCUGCUGUUGGCUGACGUUUUCGAAAACUUCAGAAGAACUGCUCACGCAACCUAUGGAUUGGAUCCCGCUAAUUACCUCACCUUACCGGGAUUUGCCUGGGAUUCGCUGCUGAAAAUGACGAAGGUGUCCCUUCAUCUCAUUUCCGACAUUGACAUGUUCAACUUCAUUGAGCAUGGCAAAAGAGGUGGCAUAAGCAUGGUGUCCGCUAGACACGCCACCGCCAACAACAGAUAUCUAUCGGAGUACAAUCCAGACGAGCCGUCAAGCUUCAUCCAAUAUUUAGAUGCGAACAAUCUAUAUGGAUGGGCCAUGUCUCAACCCUUGCCCGUGUCGGACUUCUGCUUUGAAGCAGUGACGGAUGAUCUUCUGGAGACGGUACUCGAUCAUCCAAUGGACUCUUCGACGGGAUACAUGGUGGAGUGCGAUUUAAGGAUUCCAGAUGGUGUGCAUGACAUGAUGAAUGACUAUCCGUUGGCUCCUGAGAAGAUGAAGGUGACACGAGAUAUGCUUUCUCCAUAUCAGACCCACAUGGCAGAGAAACUAAUGGUGACCGGUUUGGAAGCGAAGAAACUGGUACCAAAUCUACUACCGAAAGAGCACUAUGUUCUGCACUACAGAAACUUGCAGCAGUAUGUGUCCUUGGGUGUGGAGAUUACAGAUGUGCAUCGUGUGCUCUCCUUCACACAACACCCAUGGAUGAAGCCAUACAUCGACACUAAUACUGACCUGAGAAAGCUAUCAACUUCUGAUUUCGAGAAAGACUUCUAUAAGUUGAUGAACAAUGCUGUAUAUGGCAAGACCAUGGAAAACGUUCGAAACAGAGUAAACAUCAAGCUCAUUCGUGAACAGGAUGAAAAACCACGUCUCCAGAAAAGCAUCAACAAACCUUCGUACAUCCGCAGUGUAGCCUUUGAGAACGAUCUGAUAGCAAUCGAGUUUGCCAAGACAAAGGUGACUCUCAAUAAACCCAUUUAUGUGGGUACAGCCAUCCUCGAUCUGUCGAAGCACUUGAUGUAUUCCUUUUACUAUGAAGUUCUCCUACCCCGCUAUGGACAAAAUGUACGUUUGCUCUACACUGAUACUGAUAGUCUGAUCGUACAUAUUCAAACGGAUGAUCUGUACACCGAUAUGUCAAACAACAUAACAGCCUAUGACACAUCCAACUAUUCACCAUCCCACCACCUGUACAGCACGGUCAACAAGAAGGUGGUAGGGAAGUUCAAGGACGAACUAGGUGGCAAACCCAUCAAGGAGUUCAUUGGUUUGCGGAGCAAGAUGUACGCAUACCGCUGUGAAGACAACGACGACAAUGGCAAGCGUGCCAAAGGUGUGCAGAGAAGCGUGUUGAAAAACACCAUAACCGUCGAUGAUUAUCGAACAUGUCUCGUCGAGGAGUCUCAGCUGAAGAGAACAAUGAAUGUUCUUCGAAGUCGACGACAUUGCAUUCACGGAGAGGAGCUACACAAGAUUGCCCUCUGUGGAUUCGACAGUAAGCGUUACAUUCUGGAGGAUGGUAUCAACACCCUGGCAUUCGGACACAAGGAUAUUCCAAAGCACUGAGGGAUUUCCACACAUACUAGAGCAUAUGUCAUAUCUUCUCAUGAAAUACAUUGUAAAUACUAUGCGAUUCAUAAUAUUCACGUUAAUCCAAAGCAUGAGCUACAUUGUACAUAUGAAAUGCUAAUACUUUUUGAGAUCAUUCACAUCCUUCUUUGUUAACCAGGUAUGGAAUUUUUCGUCUUGAUAA
This is a messenger RNA of Sycon ciliatum, 3314 nucleotides long. RefSeq lists its product as uncharacterized. The record is from RefSeq and is a predicted model, not a curated record. Gene Ontology annotation, molecular function: nucleic acid binding; nucleotide binding. Bases 92 to 3127 code for a protein of 1011 amino acids. NCBI's taxonomy places the organism in Eukaryota, Metazoa, Porifera, Calcarea, Leucosolenida, Sycettidae. The transcript is spliced from 6 exons.